This is a messenger RNA of Chaetomium fimeti, 1617 nucleotides long. RefSeq names its product amino acid/polyamine transporter I. Gene Ontology annotation, biological process: amino acid transmembrane transport. The coding region runs from base 4 to 1617 and encodes 537 amino acids. The transcript has 4 exons. The record is from RefSeq and is a predicted model, not a curated record. Lineage: Eukaryota; Fungi; Ascomycota; Sordariomycetes; Sordariales; Chaetomiaceae. Gene Ontology annotation, cellular component: membrane. Gene Ontology annotation, molecular function: L-amino acid transmembrane transporter activity.
GCCAUGUUGAAGUCCCUCACACCGCGGGUCGGCGCCGCCAACAAAGGUGACAACAAUGAGAGCGAGCCUGUUGCCUCCGACGACCAUAGCAGCCAAGUUGGCCACCUUCAACAAGCACGAGAUGCCAAGCGACAGAUCGGCGUUGUGUCUGCCACUUUCCUCGUUGUCAACCGUGUCAUCGGUACCGGUAUCUUUGCAACACCAGGCUCCAUCCUAGCGCUAUCCGGCAGCGUCGGCCUUUCCCUAUUUAUGUGGCUGGCCGGUGCAAUCAUCGCCCUUGCCGGAACCGCAGUAUACCUAGAGUUUGGAACCGCCAUCCCACAAAACGGGGGAGAGAAAAACUACCUGGAAUAUGUGUACAAGAAGCCAAAGUUCCUCGUUACUGGUUUAUACACCGGUUAUGUGGUGUUGCUCGGUUGGGCCAGUGGAAAUUCGGUUAUCUUUGGGGAGUACAUUCUUCAUGCGGCUCAAAUCGAAGUGGACCGGUGGAAUCAGCGUGGGAUCGGCAUUGCCUGUAUCACUGCCGCGUUUCUCAUCCACGGGACGGCACUCAAAUGGGGAAUUCGCCUCCAGAACUUGCUCGGGGGCAUCAAGGUCAUUAUCAUUCUCAUCAUCGUCAUUACUGGCUGGGUCGCCCUUGCAGGGCACCUCAAGCUCCCCGAGGACCGCCGACCACACAACUUCACCAAUGCAUUCGAGGGGACGACAGGAAGCGCUUACGGCGUUGUGACGGCCCUCUACAACGUCAUUUGGAGUUUUGUUGGUUUCAGUAAUGCCAAUUACAGCCUAUCGGAGACGCGAAACCCCGUACGCACGCUCAAGAUUGCCGCGCCAUUGGCCAUCGGGACGAUUUCGGUUCUCUACAUGCUCGUCAACGUCGCCUACUUCGCCGCGGUUCCCAAGGAGGAAAUCCUUGAAGCCCGGCGGCUCGUCGCUGCUUCCCUGUUUAGGAACGUCUUUGGCGGUACCGCGGAACGUGCCCUCUCAGUCUUUGUCGCGCUCUCGGCCUUCGGCAAUGUCCUCAGCGUCAUCUUCUCGCAGGGCCGACUGGUUCAAGAACUAGGGCGUGAGGGUAUUCUCCCCUUCUCUCGGGUUUGGGCAAGCAAUCGUCCGUUUAAUGCCCCCCUCGCUGGCCUCUUCGAGCAUUGGGUUGUUUCCGUCAUCAUCAUGCUCGCCCCCCCGCCUGGGGAUGCUUACGACUUCAUCUUGAACCUCAUCUCAUACCCCCUUGCCAUUGUGAACGCCUUCGUGUCGGCAGGACUGAUUUACCUUUACCUGAACCGCAAGUCAUGGAACUGGAACCCUCCAAUCAGCGCUACUCUCCCCGUCGUCAUCUUCUUCUUCCUCAGCAACGUCUACCUUGUAGUUGCGCCAUUCGUCCCACCAGAAGACGGCCAGAACAUCUACAAAUCCCUGCCGUACUGGAUCCAUUGCGUCGUUGGGUUCGGAAUUAUCUUUGCAGGGGGUGUUUAUUGGCUAGUUUGGGCCGUCAUUUUGCCAAAGGUAGGUAAAUAUGAGCUGGUCCGGGAGACUAUUCUUGACGACAUUGACGGGUGGGAGAGGACGGUAUUCACCAGACGCCCACGCAAAGAUGGGGCUAUAGGGACCCUGCAGUGA